AUGUCCGGGCCGUCAAGCGGCGUCAAUCGCUUUCCGGCCGCCGCCGCUUUUGGCGCCGCACCUGCCGACGCGGCGGCGUUCCUCGAGCUCACCAACCAGUUCACCAGCAGCAUCGCUGCGGCCACGGACUUCGCCUACGACGCCUUCGGCAUCGUCCCGGCCGGAUUCCGGCACCACCACCACCACCACCAGCCGCCGCCGGCGCACCACACGUCCGGCUUCGGCUACUUCUCCGCCGCCGAAGAAGCGGGCUACGCCGCCUCCCUAGCCUGGGACCACCACCAGCAGACACUAGCGGCGUACCAGCAGCAAGCCGGCGGCUUCGCCACACCUACCUCCGCGGAUUUCGCGCCCUUCUCGCUCCAGAGUCCCAGGGGGAUAUCCGCCAUGGGCGUCCAGCAGCAGCAGCAGCAGCAGCGCUUGAACCAUCCCUCCUCCAGGAUCGGCGGCGCAGCCAAGUCCGGCGGCAAAACGCGGCGCAGGGUGGCCACCGUGGCCCAGCGCCGCGCAGCCAACAUCCGCGAGCGGCGUCGCAUGUUCAACCUCAACUCGGCCUUUGACAAGUUGAGGAAGAAGGUCCCCACCUUCGCCUACGAGAAGAGGUUGUCCAGGAUAGAGACCCUACGCCUGGCCAUCAUGUACAUCGCCUUCAUGACCGAGGUCAUCCGCGGCGGCAAGGGCCCCGACCACCACGACAUGCCCCUGGUGCCUCCGGGCGCCUACACCGCCGGAUCCGACUUGUGGACGCCGCCACACGGAAACUCGGUGCUCAACGAUGCACAGAGGCCAGACAGGUUGUCCCACAUCUGUUCCAGGCAGGUCUAGGGAGUGAAUCUCUAAACGCGCUGCAUUCGUUCGAAUCCGUGCAAGAAGCAAUCCCUUCGUCGUUGCGAGCCGUGGUGGGACUGGUUGAAGGAAAUCCCUGAAAAAUCGGUUCAAGUGAGAGUUUCAGCGAAGAUUUUCUUCUUUCAUCAGUAGCAAUACGAGGUUCUGAGUGAAGCUGAAGUUUCAUCUUGGAAACAUUUUAUUAUUGUUUUGUACUGUUAUCGUGUCAAAAAAGAGAUGAGGUUGUCCAGGGUAGAGACCCUACUCCUGGCCAUCAUGUAAAUCGCCUUCAUGACCGAGGUAAUCAGCGGCGGCAAGGGCCCCGACCACCAUGACAUGCCUCUGGUGCUUACACCACAGGAUCCGACUUGUGGACCCCACCACACGGAAACUCAGUGCUCAACGAUGCACAGAGGCCAGACAGGUUGU
Messenger RNA from Uloborus diversus, 1254 nucleotides. Its product is annotated as heart- and neural crest derivatives-expressed protein 1-like. NCBI's taxonomy places the organism in Eukaryota, Metazoa, Arthropoda, Arachnida, Araneae, Uloboridae. Bases 1 to 825 code for a protein of 274 amino acids. Gene Ontology annotation, molecular function: protein dimerization activity; RNA polymerase II transcription regulatory region sequence-specific DNA binding; DNA-binding transcription factor activity, RNA polymerase II-specific. Gene Ontology annotation, biological process: regulation of transcription by RNA polymerase II; developmental process. The transcript has a single exon. The record is from RefSeq and is a predicted model, not a curated record.